UGUAUAUUGAUUUGAAUGAUGAGUCUCUACAAAGAUAUGUACAGUUAAAGUAGAUGGAAAAUAGGAACUGAUUCCCUAAAAUCUGUCAUGAAGAUCAGGAAAUAAUAUCUCAAAAAAAUAAAAACAAAAAAGAAGAUAUGAGCCUUCCUAAAAUAUAUCAAUUGCAGUAAUAAAAUUGAUUUGACUUCCUAAACUUGCUGUCAGAACCAAAUAUCUCAAACCUCCCCUACUUGCAAGCAGUUGUGAAAGAAACACUUAGACUGUACCUUCCAUGACCUGUGACAAGGAGAAACACAACAAAAUUAUGUAAUUAGUUGAUAUAUACCAGAAAAAACUGCAGUAGCAAUCAAUCUCUAUGCUAGUAUGAAAGACCGUGAGAAAUGGGAUGAUCCUAAUGAGUUCCGCUAGAGGUGUUCUUGGUUUCCUCAGAAGAACAAGAUGAUUUUGAACAAAAACUAAAGAAAAAACAUCAAUUUUGUCCCAUUUGGCAACGUGAGGAGAGGCUGCCCAGUGACAUUGUUGGUAUCCAGUUUGAUGCAUACUAUGGUUGCUACUGUUCAAUGCUUUGAUUAGAAGGCUGGUGGAGUUGGACAUGGGGCUUAGUUGAUAUGCACUCUAGCCAGGCAUGUCCUUGAGCAUGGUUCACUCAUUCAUGUGUCAUCCCAUAGUUAACUGUAACCCUUUGGAGGGUCAUAUCUGGGUAUUUGAUUCUACAACAAAUGCUAUUAUCAUCUAUGUCCCAAGUGUUUCAAUGCUCUCUAGCUAUAUCUUAACAGUUGUUCCAUGACUAAGAAUGAAUUGUAUAUAACAAGACAUAGUUUCUCAUUGUAUGUUAUUGGAUGAUCAGCCAAGGCUGACUAUAGGACUCCAGAGCCUCUGCCACGAAUUGUAUCACCUAGUUGGAAACCAAUAGUCAUUCCAUAAGUCUAUUGAUUCGCCAUUUCCCACAAGGUUCCAGGGAAAAGACAAUAAUUUAAACCAACUUUGGAAACCCUUAAUGUUCAUUGUCUAGAGUUAGAAACAACCUUUUGUUUUAAAAAAGGUCGUUAUCAGGAUUUAUAUGAUACAAUAAGUAAAGCUCUUUAACCUGAGGCCAAUAUUACAGUUAAAUAGAACAAGCAGUGCUUACGAAAGGAGUAGAACCAAAACAAAUUUGAAAAGCUCUUCCAAUCAAAUUGAUGACUCCAUUACACCUAAAUUGUUUGCAAACAUUUAUUUCCCUAUUGGUCUAAAGACAAAAGCAUGCCACAUGGGGUUUUGUCCUCAAUAGAGAUGGGGAUUCAAUCUUUUGUACAAAACAGAAAGACUUCAGCAAGAUGGGCUAAUCAUUAAAGCCUAAACAUUCUAAAAACAUUAUAUCCCAGAUACCUUGACUUAAAACUGCACAUUCUUUGAAACAACAGGCAUUAGAAGGUUACAAUUCUAAAUUUAAAAAGGACAUCUGAUUUUCUGCCAAGUGCAUGGUUAAAAAUAUUGAAUUCAAGCCAAGACAACCCUAAAAAAUUCAACAACCAAAGGCAGGCCAGAUGGCAACAGAUCACCUCUCUAAACAUCCAUUUCUAAAGGGAAAAUCCUAGGCUUCUUUUGCUGUUCUAAAUAACAAGAUCUGGCUAGCCACUUUGAUUAGAUCAAGUACACUAAAUUCAGGGCAGUUUUGACCCUCAAAAGAGAAUCUAGGUAAUCCGUUAUUUUAUAUCACUGUGAAAAACAGAACACAUAUCAUAACAGAGAUUCACCCCCACACCUUAAUUUAGAAAACUAGCUCACCCCCCUUUUAAGGAUGGUGUGUUGCUGAUCCUCCCCCUAUAUAAAUCUCGAGUCCUUUUUUUUAAUUGAGACGCCAAAUUCCACAACCUAAAUUCAGUACUCUCCAAUGGCAUUGUCAUAUAUUCACCUUGUCUUGGUUUUCUGUGUCUUUGGAACUAGUAGAUACACUAAUUAACUUUCCAUUUCCUGUGACACUUGGUUGAUCUACACAUCUAAAUACAAGUAGUAAUGUUGUAUUAUGUUCUUUAUUCUUCUCAGGUGUUGAUCCUGCGAUUUUCACAUUACCAAAUAGAUGAAGGAAAACUAUAUGGUCGGGGAUCACACCUGGAUCUGGAAAACCUCAACUAAUGGAUGGUGGGCUUGAAUUAAGAACAGGUCAAUCGGUAGAUAUCAAUGCCACACAAGGGUGGUCAGGCCGUUUUUGGGGCCGCCGUAGCUGUUCAUUUGACAACUCAGGAAAGGGAAGCUGUGUCACUGGUGAUUGUGGUGGUGUGCUAAAAUGUGCUGGGGCAGGCGCUGCACCACCUGCAACACUUGCAGAGUUUACCCUUGAUAGCCCUGUAGAUUUUUAUGAUGUUAGCCUAGUUGAUGGAUACAACAUGCCAGUGUCAAUAUUCCCUUCCGGUGGGUCUGGUGAGUGCAAGGCAGUGACACGUGUUUCAGACUUGAAUCACAGAUGCCCCAAGGACCUGCAAGUUCUAAGGAAUGGUACUGUUGUAGCUUGUAAUAGUGCAUGCAUGGCAUUCAACAAACUUGAGUACUGCUGCUCUGGAGCCUACAGUACUCUUGAAACCUGCGAGCCAACAGAGUAUUCUAACAUGUUCAAGGCUUCUUGUCCUACAUCUUAUAGCUAUGCAUAUGAUGACCCAACAAGCACUUUCACAUGCAAAGGAGCUAAUUACUUGAUCAGAUUUUGUUAAAAUUUAUUUCUAAGAAGCAAAGAACCCUUAUAUGUACAGAACAUUUGAACAUCAUAUAAGCACAAUCCAAUGAAGAUACGUUUAUGCUGCAGGUAAGCAAUAUAUUUGGGCCUUAUAAAAGUAGAUUGGAUAGAAAUCAAUUCCAGUACGCUUGUGAACACAAAGAAAACCCAGAUUCAUUUCUUCUUGUUAUGGAUGGAUGGACUAGUUAUGACUUGGGAUUUAUCUAUACAUGCUAGGCACCUAAGGAGUGUAGGACACCACCAUCUAUACAUGCAUGCUUAUCUCUGUUGUUAUUAAUUUUGCUCUGCUUUCCUAAUGAUUAAGAUGUAACUUAUAGGUAGAAUACUGUCAGAAAGCUUUGAAUCUCAAACCUCAAAAGUUAUUCAACUAGCCAAGCAACUGCUGAAAGCGAUCUACAUAGUUCAAAACAGAGCACACUCUAAGUUUAAAGUAUCAA
This is a messenger RNA of Vitis vinifera (wine grape), 3147 nucleotides long. RefSeq names its product pathogenesis-related thaumatin-like protein 3.5. The transcript has a single exon. Bases 2115 to 2687 code for a protein of 190 amino acids. Gene Ontology annotation, biological process: defense response. Gene Ontology annotation, cellular component: extracellular region. NCBI's taxonomy places the organism in Eukaryota, Viridiplantae, Streptophyta, Magnoliopsida, Vitales, Vitaceae. The record is from RefSeq and is a predicted model, not a curated record.